CCGCCCAACCGGGAUAGCGUCUCCUCAGCGGUCCAGGAUGGGGUCCAUGGCGCCCCGGACCCUCCUCUUGCUGCUCGCGGGGGCCCUGGCCCUGACCGAGAUCGGGGCGGGCUCCCACUCCAUGAGCUAUUUCUACACUGCUGUGUCCCGGCCCGGCCUCGGGGAGCCCCGCUUCAUCUCCGUGGGCUACAUGGAUGACACGCAGUUCGUGCGCUUCGACAGCGACGCCGAAAACCCGAGAGAGGAACCCCGGACUCCGUGGAUGCAGCGGAUGGAUCAGGAGUACUGGGACCGGGAGACACAGAUCUCCAAGAACAACACACAGAUUUUCCACGAGAACCUUCAGACCGCGCUCCGCUACUACAACCAGAGCGAGGCCGACUCUCACACCAUCCAGGAGAUGUACGGCUGCGAGAUCGGGGCUGACGGGAGCCUCCUCCGCGGGUACGAGCAGUGGGCCUACGAUGGCACUGACUACAUCGCCCUGAAUGAGGACCUGCGCUCCUGGACCGCGGCCGACAUGGCGGCUCAGAAGACCAAGCGCAAGUGGGAGGCUGCGGGUGAUGCUGAAAACAGCAGGGCCUACCUGGAGGGCGAGUGCGUGGAGUGGCUGCACAGAUACCUGGAGAUGGGAAAGGACACUCUGCAGAGAUCAGACCCACCCACAGCACACGUGACACACCACCCAGUCUCUGACCAGAAGGUCACCCUGAGGUGCUGGGCCCUCAAGUUCUACCCCAAGGACAUCUCACUCACCUGGCAGCGAGAUGGGGAGGACCUGACCCAGGACACAGAGCUGGUGGAGACCAGGCCUGCAGGGGAUGGAACCUUCCAGAAGUGGGCAUCUGUGCUGGUGCCUGCUGGAGAGGAGCAGAGUUACACAUGCCACGUGGAACAUGAGGGGCUGCCUGAGCCCCUCACCCUGAGAUGGGAGCCUCCUCAGGCCACUGUGCCCAUGUGGGGAGUCAUCGCUGGCCUGGUCCUCCUGGCAGCUGUGCUCACUGGAGCUGUGGUCACUGCUGUGAUGAUGAAGAGGAAGCACUCAAGUGAGAAAGGGGGGAGCUACACUAAGGCCGCAGUGUGAGACAACCGCCUUGUUGCAACAGACAUGCUGAAGUCCUCAUCUUGGUUUUCUUCAAAAAGCCCUGCCCUCCCUUCCUGCCAAGGCAUCUGAGUGUGUUCCUGUGGGCACAGUGUGAGGUGGGAGCCUGGCCCUCCCAGCCCAGCAUGGGCUCCUCUGUCCCUGUCUCAAGUUUUGUCAUUUGCUGCAGAUUUGUUCUUCCCUGUGCAAUUCUUUUUUAUUUUUUUUCCAAUUCCAAUCACGAGGUGUUGGUGAGAAAAGUAAAAGAGGAAAUUCCAAAAAUUUGAGAGAGAAAAUAAACAGAAGCACCAAGAACCUUCCAGAA
Ochotona princeps (American pika) is the source of this 1406-nucleotide messenger RNA. RefSeq names its product putative HLA class I histocompatibility antigen, alpha chain H. Gene Ontology annotation, molecular function: signaling receptor binding; peptide antigen binding. The transcript has 7 exons. Lineage: Eukaryota; Metazoa; Chordata; Mammalia; Lagomorpha; Ochotonidae. The record is from RefSeq and is a predicted model, not a curated record. Gene Ontology annotation, biological process: antigen processing and presentation of endogenous peptide antigen via MHC class Ib; antigen processing and presentation of endogenous peptide antigen via MHC class I via ER pathway, TAP-independent; immune response. The coding region runs from base 38 to 1084 and encodes 348 amino acids. Gene Ontology annotation, cellular component: external side of plasma membrane.